This is a messenger RNA of Nannospalax galili (Upper Galilee mountains blind mole rat), 5001 nucleotides long. RefSeq names its product bromodomain and PHD finger containing 3 (gene Brpf3). The transcript is spliced from 15 exons. Gene Ontology annotation, biological process: regulation of transcription by RNA polymerase II. Gene Ontology annotation, cellular component: MOZ/MORF histone acetyltransferase complex. The record is from RefSeq and is a predicted model, not a curated record. NCBI's taxonomy places the organism in Eukaryota, Metazoa, Chordata, Mammalia, Rodentia, Spalacidae. Gene Ontology annotation, molecular function: protein binding. The coding region runs from base 285 to 4058 and encodes 1257 amino acids.
CCCUCCCUCCCCUCGGCCGGGCUCCGUGGCGGCAGCGGCGGCGGCAGCGGCUCCAUUCCCCCUCCUCCCCCCCGGGAGCGGCGGCCGGGGCGCAACGGAGGCUGCGGAGGCGGGAGGAGGCCGCGCUCGCCCGCCCGUCCGCGCCGCGUAGACCUGCCGGGUGGCCGGGCCCGCACGCACGCACCCACGGGGCCCGGGAGCGAGGGGUCCGGCCGGCGGCUGAGCUGAGGACUGAACACAGGGCUUUGCACUUGCUAGGAUUGUCUUCUUGGUUCCCGGUUGCCAUGAGGAAGCCUCGUCGAAAGUCACGGCAGAAUGCCGAGGGCCGCCGUUCCCCAUCUCCCUACAGCCUCAAGUGCUCACCCACGCGAGAGACCUUGACCUAUGCCCAGGCCCAGCGGAUUGUCGAAGUGGACAUCGAUGGACGCCUCCAUCGGAUCAGCAUUUAUGAUCCACUCAAAAUCAUCACAGAGGAUGAGCUGACUGCUCAGGAUAUCACCGAAUGCAAUAGUAACAAAGAAAACAGUGAGCAGCCUCAGUUCCCUGCCAAGUCCAAGAAACCCUCAUCCAAGGGCAAGAAGAAGGAGUCCUGCUCCAAGCAUGCAUCUGGCACCUUCCACCUCCCACAGCCCAGCUUCCGUGUGGUGGAUACAGGCAGCCAGCUAGAGGCGUUCCCAUUGCCUGCUGCUUAUUACCGCUACAUUGAGAAGCCUCCUGAAGAGCUGGAUGCGGAGGUUGAGUAUGACAUGGAUGAGGAGGACCUUGCCUGGCUGGAUAUGGUGAACGAGAAGCGGAGAUUGGACGGCCACGGUUCGGUGUCGGCAGAUACCUUCGAGCUGCUGGUGGACCGGCUGGAGAAGGAGUCGUACUUGGAGAGUCGCAGCAGUGGGGCCCAGCAGUCCCUAAUCGAUGAAGAUGCCUUCUGCUGUGUGUGUCUGGACGAUGAGUGCCACAACAGUAAUGUCAUUCUCUUCUGUGACAUCUGCAACUUAGCUGUCCACCAGGAAUGCUAUGGCGUUCCCUACAUCCCCGAAGGCCAGUGGCUGUGCCGUUGCUGCCUGCAGUCUCCGUCUCGACCUGUGGAUUGUGUCCUAUGCCCCAAUAAGGGCGGGGCCUUCAAACAGACCAGUGAUGGUCACUGGGCCCACGUGGUUUGUGCCAUCUGGAUCCCUGAAGUUUGCUUCGCUAAUACCGUGUUCCUGGAGCCGAUUGAGGGCAUUGACAACAUCCCACCUGCCCGCUGGAAACUAACCUGCUACAUCUGCAAGCAGAAGGGGCUGGGCGCGGCCAUCCAGUGCCACAAAGUGAACUGCUACACGGCCUUCCACGUGACAUGCGCGCAGCGGGCUGGCCUCUUCAUGAAGAUUGAGCCCAUGAGAGAGACCAGCCUCAAUGGCACCAUCUUCACUGUGCGCAAGACUGCCUACUGUGAGGUGCAUUCGCCGGGUGCCGCCCCUGCCAGGAGGAAGGCACACUCACCCAAAAGCCUCAGUGAGGCUGGGGACGAGGAUGGACUGAAGGAGGGUGGUGGGGAGGAGGAGGAAGAGGAAGAACCAGAGGAGGAGGAGCAGGAAGGCCAGGGCGGGGUAGGCAGCCCCCUCAAAGGGGUAUCCAGGAAGAACAAGCCGAGUCUGAAGCAAAAGAUCUCUAAGGAGCCAGAGGAAGCCGGCCAAGACACACCCUCUGCCGCGGUCCCCAUGGUCACUGUCCCACAGAUCCCCUCUUACAGGUUGAACAAGAUCUGUAGUGGUCUCUCCUUUCAGAGGAAAAACCAGUUCAUGCAGCGGCUACACAACUACUGGCUGUUGAAACGGCAGGCACGGAAUGGUGUCCCCCUCAUCAGGCGCCUGCACUCCCACUUCCAGUCCCAGAGAAACGCUGAGCAGCGGGAGCAGGAUGAGAAGACCAGCGCGGUGAAGGAGGAGCUAAAGUACUGGCAGAAGCUGCGGCAUGACCUGGAGCGCGCCCGGCUGCUGAUCGAGCUCAUUCGGAAGAGGGAGAAGCUCAAGAGGGAACAGGUCAAGGUCCAGCAGGCCACCAUGGAGCUGGAGCUGAUGCCAUUCAAUGUGUUGCUGAGGACCACACUGGACCUGCUCCAGGAGAAGGACCCUGCACACAUUUUUGCCGAACCUGUCAGCCUAAGUGAGGUUCCAGAUUACCUGGAAUUCAUAUCCAAGCCAAUGGAUUUUUCUACUAUGAGGCGGAAGCUGGAGUCUCACCUGUACCACACCUUGGAGGAGUUUGAGGAGGACUUUAACCUUAUAGUUACCAACUGCAUGAAGUAUAAUGCUAAAGACACAAUUUUCCACCGAGCAGCUGUCCGCCUACGGGACCUGGGAGGGGCCAUCCUGCGGCAUGCCCGGCGGCAGGCAGAGAACAUCGGCUAUGACCCCGAGAGGGGCACCCACCUGCCCGAAUCACCCAAAUUGGAGGACUUUUACCGAUUCUCCUGGGAGGACGUGGACAACAUCCUCAUCCCAGAGAACCGGGCCCAUCUGUCCCCAGAGGCACAGCUGAAGGAGCUGCUGGAGAAACUGGAUCUGGUGAGCGCCAUGCGGUCCAGCGGGGCGCGCACCCGUCGUGUCCGCUUGCUGCGCCGGGAGAUCAAUGCCCUUCGGCAAAAGCUGGCACAGCCACCCCCACCAGCACAGCCAUUGUUACUGAACAAGACAGUGUCUAAUGGGGACCUUCCAGCAGGACCUCGGGGGGAUGCAGCUGUGCUGGAGCAGGCCCAACAGGAGGAGCCAGAAGAUGAUGGGGACAGAGAUGAUUCCAAACUGCCUCCUCCACCAACCCUGGAGCCCACAGGGCCUGCUCCUUCCUUGUCUGAACAAGAAUCCCGCCCGGAUCCCCCGACUCUGAAACCUAUCAGUGACAGCAAACCUUCAAGCCGGUCCCUAAAGCCCCGAAAGGUAGAAGAUAAUGAACUCUUGGAAAAAUCACCUCUGCAGCUGGAGAGCGAGCCCUUGCAGUGCUUGCUCAGCGACAAUAGCCUCAAUCGACUGUCUCUCAUGACCUCUGACACUCCUGCGGGCACCCCUCUUAGUGGUGUGGGCCGCCGCACGUCAGUCCUCUUCAAGAAGGCCAAAAAUGGGGUGAAAGUACAGAGGAGCCCAGACGGGGCCCUGGAGAAUGGUGAGGACCAUGGCAUGGUGGGCUCUCCCGACUCUCCAGUGAGCACCGAGGAUGAGCAGCACUCCAGGAAGCGGCCAAGGAGUAGGAGCUGCAGCGACAGUGAAGGGGAGAGGUCCCCUCAGCAGGAGGAGGAGACAGGCAUGACCAAUGGCUUUGGAAGACACACCGAAAGCGGGUCUGACUCCGAAUGUAGUUUGGGUCUCAGUGGAGGACUGGCGUUUGAAGCUUGCAGUAGUCUGAUGCCUCCGAAGCGCAGCCGUGGGAAGCCAGCCCUGUCUCGAGUGCCCUUCCUGGAAGGUGUGAAUGGAGAUUCAGACCACAGUGGCUCAGGCAGAAGCCUCCUGAUGCCCUUUGAAGACCGCGGAGACCUGGAGCCCCUGGAGCUGGUGUGGGCCAAGUGCCGAGGCUACCCCUCCUACCCUGCCUUGAUCAUCGACCCCAAGAUGCCCCGGGAGGGCCUCCUGCACAAUGGCGUCCCCAUCCCUGUCCCUCCACUGGACGUGCUGAAGCUGGGAGAGCAGAGGCAGGCAGAGGCUGGAGAGAAGCUCUUCCUUGUCCUCUUCUUUGACAACAAGCGUACCUGGCAGUGGCUUCCAAGGGACAAAGUCCUGCCGCUGGGUGUGGAGGAUACUGUGGACAAACUCAAGAUGCUGGAAGGCCGCAAGACCAGUAUCCGCAAGUCAGUGCAGGUGGCCUAUGACCGUGCAAUGAUCCAUCUGAGCCGAGUCCGUGGACCCCACUCCUUUGUCACCUCCAACUACCUUUGCAGCCUUAGGCCUCGGUCUGUGUCAUUGAGGAUGGCUCAGCGCUGCCCUCCAGCGUCCUCCCACCUGGCUCUGCGUCCCAGAGCAGGGAGCACAACCCUUCUCUUUCACACCUGCCUCCAACCCUCCUCCCCACCUCUGCCUGCUCCCUCUCCUUGAAAACAGAAGUAGAGGAACUGUGAGUGCAGAGUGCUGACUGACAAACCGACCGUUUCAGAGGCUUUGCCGCCUGCUCUCGACCUUUCUUUCCACCUCCUGAUCACCAAAGUUGUGGGGCUGGGUUGCAGGCUGCUGAUCGCCAUGUUGAUUUUUAACUUGAUGUUAUUUUUAAUUGUUUUAAAUUUUUCAUAGGGGAGUUUUGGACAAGACAAAGUCCCUGGCAAGACCACUGCCAUUUCUACAUACUUUUUAAAAAUCCAGCCAACCAGCCACCAACUUCUUACACAUUGGGGACACGAGCCAGAGUUUAAAAGGGAACCAACAAAACUCGGAGAGGUUGGGAUUCUGUACAGUAAGCCACGCAGCAAUGGCUAGGGAAGUUCGCGGUGUAUAUAACUGUAGAUACUGUUCUAAGUUAUUUCAGACCUGUACUCUCCAAGCGGGAGUCCAUUGUGCAGCCAUGCGGUGCGGUCUAGUUCAAGGAGCCACGCGUCCAUCCCCUCUCCCCAGGUAGUUGGUCAGUGUGGACUCUGUGACCUUCGUCUAAACCUGUGUUGUAAGACCUCGGGGCUUUCUCCCUCUCUGUCUCCUUCCUCCCACUCUUCCUUGUCUCUGUUUUUCAAUCUCUUGGAAUCUUUCACUCUUCUCUGAGUCUCAUUUUUAAGACUGCUCUUUUAGAAUGGGAACGGCUCAGAUCCUGCUGUGGCAUGGGGCCUGCGUGCCUCUGUCGCGUCUGCUGCAAAGCACACGAUGCUCUAUUUAUUGUAGAAAGUGACUUUAUUUGCUUUCUAGAAUUGUUUAUAACAGAUGGUAUAAGAGAGGUAAUAAACAGAAAAAAAAAUCUAUGCCUGUAAAGAAUACAAGAGUUAAUUUUACCUACUAUAAUAAUGACUGUCGGGAAACUUAUUUUCUCUCUGAGAAAUAAAUGUUCUAAUGGGCAGCA